AUGAUGUCAACGGAAUUGAAGUCGGCGGCAUCUCCGUCGAUAUCGGCAUCGGCCUUACUUGUGUCCACUGCGCCACGGUCAAACCAAGGCGAUGAUGUACCAACUAUCCGGUUCACCAAUGUGCAGGAUCUCUUCGACGCAAUUAAUGGCAACACUGGAGAUUGCUUCGUCGUUACACGUAUGCACUCCAUAUCGAACUCGAUCAAGGAUACAGGGAUCAACUUGUCAGAAGCGGCCGAGAAGAAAGUUGGGUAUCGAUGGGUUCCCCUACACGUCGAGCACGAGGCCAUGGUGGAGUUUAUGGGGAGGGUGACUCUACGGGCGGCCCAAAAUCCCGAGUUGCGAUAA
Molecule: messenger RNA, 348 nt
Organism: Chaetomium globosum CBS 148.51
Lineage: Eukaryota; Fungi; Ascomycota; Sordariomycetes; Sordariales; Chaetomiaceae
Exons: 2
Coding region: 1-348 (115 amino acids)
Source: RefSeq, a predicted model, not a curated record